AUGCUAGAUUUGAGUUUUGUGCUGGGAAAACAUGUCACUUUCCCUUUAAUGUGCUGUUUCUCGUAUCUCUUGUACAAGGAAUUAUCCACUGAUAAUGAUGGCGGACCUACAGAGGGCGAAAACAAGGUGAGAAAGACAGACGUAACAGGCCAAAGAAAAUGGGAGCCCCUACCGCUAAUGAAAAACGAGGUACACCCCAGUGACAGCGUGUGGCAUCGGAACAAACCUUUCCCGUACCAGCCUUUCAAGGCAGGCGAGUACAAGCUCACCAUGGGAAUUAGACCAAUCCCCAUGGGCGACUGGUUGGUACUUGACCAAACGUACAAGGACAGGAUUGAGGCCAAAUGGCAGAUAAUCCGGGAGGAGUAUCGGGACGUAAUGUUUUUUUUGGAUCCGGCCAUGAUCAAUGACCACCGGAAAAAUGGUGCCGACUCCGGCGGCGUGGGCAUCGAAGACGCACCGCCAUUGCAACAGGAAACUAUCAUCACGGCCCAGGAUGUAGAGAAUUGCCGAGUGGCGCUCUGCGAGCUCUACGACCACGUGGUAAGCUACCUCGUCGAGCGCUUCCCUCAGUAUUUCGAGGUAUCGUUGUCGCCUACAGAGGAGUCACCUGGCGUUCUCCACAAUAAGGUUCUGGACGAGUUUCACCCCGUUGACCCACGCCAAUACCUGCACGCUUCCGAGGCCGAACUCAAGUUUAUGAAAUACAGGUGCCAAGACACGGACAUGAUAACGACAACCAAACCAACACAGGAACCUGGAACCACCAAUGGGCAACGAGAUGCUGUGGGAUAUAAGUGCUUGGUCACUUGCAAUGAGACGAGGCGGGCACAUGAGCUCAUCUUAGCGCUUAUGAGAUUAGUAGAGGAGGAUCUGCUCUUGAUGCUACCCAAUGCGAGUGGACAAUUUGACAAUGAAUAUUUUCUGUUUGUCGGUUGUUUCGCCUUCGCGGCCGGCUUUAACCCUAGACAACGAUUUAUGAAACCUCUCACUUUAGUGCACGGUCCUGUGCCGGAGUACAAGCAGAAACUACAGUCGCAUAUGAACCGGUUUUUCCAGAUGCACAAAAUGGGUAAGUUGGUGAUGCGUCUCAACUUCUCUUUCCAAACCCAUCCCCGCUUGUAUGUGACAAACGACAACAAGGGCACCGACGACGAGAGCAUUCCUGCCAUGACCUUGGAGGAACUACGCGGAGGUCAUGGUUUGUUCUAUCGCUCUGAGCGCCAGUGUCUGGUGAGACUGGGGCCCAAUUCACGUGCUAUGUGUUUCUCCAUCAAGACAUAUCUGUGGAACAUGGCCGAGCAAUUUUUGACAGACGAGCACUACUCCCAGACCCCAGUCUUACAAGAUAUGCACGAUGCCAUCGCGGGGAUGCAGGAAAAUGUUGGCCAGUACAAGCGCCGUCCCGAGUGGGGACCUGCUCUUUUGACACUGCUCAAGGAAAGGAUGAAAGUGACAACAUGA
Lachancea dasiensis is the source of this 1464-nucleotide messenger RNA. Lineage: Eukaryota; Fungi; Ascomycota; Saccharomycetes; Saccharomycetales; Saccharomycetaceae. The record is from the annotation of a GenBank genome assembly.